AUGGCGGGAAUUAAUCAAACAAAAUGCGAUCUCGGCUUUCAAAUAACUUUCAACACAGUUUAUCGGUUUUCUCAAUUUUAUACAUUUUCUGUUUCAAGUUUUGCCGUUCCAGGAUUGAUUUAUUUCAUGUUUAAAAGACUAUUUCAACUUUAUUUUCAUGGAAAUUUGAAGACUCUUCUAAUUGCCUAUUUUAUUAGUAUUUUAUUAUAUGCUGUCAUGUUAUGUUUCGCUUUUGGAUACCAAUUCUUUGUUCCUUUCUUCAUCAAAUCCAACUGUGAUUUGAUAAUUAACAAAACUCUAUUUAAAUACAUUCAUACUUCUGUAAUAUUUUUAUUGACUACCCCAAUGAUGUUUCCAUUGGGAUUCUCCAUAGAGAGGUUCACUGCAAUGGCUAUGGCUUCUCGAUAUGAAAAUAUUCGAACUUUGAUUGGACCCGUUUUAGUUAUCUUUUUGAUAAUUCCCAAUUGUAUUAUAUUCUACUUUUUAUUCCAACACGAAACCUAUGAUGAUACAUUCAUAUCAUUCCUCAUGCUUCCUAAUACAACUGCAGUUAAUUUCAAUACUUAUCUUUGGUUUCUGUUAUAUCUCAACAUUGGAAAUCUCGCAUUAAACGUUUUACUUUUGUUGGUGCAUCGGAAAUUUAAAAGGAGGUUAUUGCUUCAUAAAACUUCAUUGUCUACUCGGUACGCAAUUGAGGAGAUAUCGCAAUCUUCAAAGUUCACACUCAUCAUCACAUUUACUCAUUUGCUAUUUUUCGGGUGCAACACAAUCUGCAGUAUUCUCGUUCGAGUACUAGGAGAACCAUUUUUCGGCUCUUUCAUCAAUCAUUCAGUCGCUAGAGGAGUCAAUUGCGCGGUUCCAACCUAUAAUUUGGUUAUUGUUGUUGUGGGAUUUGUCUCCUUAAGUAAACUAAAUUCGAGAAGGCAACAGGAGGUGCAGACAACUGUUCAAUUGAAGACAACUGGAAAAGAAGGAGCAAGGAACUAUGAUAAUAUUACUGCUAAUCAAUGGGCUACAAUUACUCAGAUAGGAUUCUAA
Molecule: messenger RNA, 1038 nt
Organism: Caenorhabditis elegans
Lineage: Eukaryota; Metazoa; Nematoda; Chromadorea; Rhabditida; Rhabditidae
Gene: srb-13
Product: Serpentine receptor class beta-13
Exons: 4
Coding region: 1-1038 (345 amino acids)
Biological process (GO): sensory perception of chemical stimulus
Cellular component (GO): membrane; plasma membrane; perikaryon
Molecular function (GO): transmembrane signaling receptor activity
Source: RefSeq, marked reviewed